Molecule: messenger RNA, 408 nt
Organism: Rotaria socialis
Lineage: Eukaryota; Metazoa; Rotifera; Eurotatoria; Philodinida; Philodinidae
Source: the annotation of a GenBank genome assembly
AUGAAAGAUCAAGAAUUACCAUCAGAAUCGACAUCACGUCCAAUUUUUCGCCAAAAUCUCAAUAUAACAACUAGUUCAGCAAAUAUGCACACUCGAAAUAGUUCUUCUUCAAAAGAUCUUAAUAAAAUCGUUAAACUAACUUCAACAACAACAAAAAGAAAUAAUCCAAAAACAAAAAAAAACAAUUUGGUUCACGAAAGAAAAGAACAUAUAUUCAAUCAACACCGAAAUCUAAAAUACCAACAACAAUCUUUGACAAUUAUAGUAAUUAGUACUCAUGACGAUAUGAUUGGUGAUCAUGGUUCAACACCAGUACAAAAAUCACGUUCAAAUAAUUCUUCUACAUGUCAAAUUAACAUCAAUGUAGAAGAAAAUUUAAUUCAUCUUGAUGAUCCUCUGGNUUUCUGA